This is a messenger RNA of Cokeromyces recurvatus, 524 nucleotides long. RefSeq lists its product as uncharacterized. Gene Ontology annotation, cellular component: Ragulator complex. The transcript has 3 exons. The record is from RefSeq and is a predicted model, not a curated record. Bases 57 to 452 code for a protein of 131 amino acids. Gene Ontology annotation, molecular function: molecular adaptor activity; guanyl-nucleotide exchange factor activity. Lineage: Eukaryota; Fungi; Mucoromycota; Mucoromycetes; Mucorales; Mucoraceae. Gene Ontology annotation, biological process: cellular response to amino acid stimulus; positive regulation of TOR signaling.
UUUUCUUUUUCUUUUUUGUAAUUUUUAUUUUAAUUCUUUAUAAAAAUAAAUAAAUAAUGUUAAAGCCAAAAGUUAUAUCCCAGGUUUUGCGACAAUCAUUAAAUAAUGGUGUUAAAGCUGCAAUGAUAAUGACUAACGAAGGAUCAUUAAUAUCAUUUGCAGCAAAUAAUGACAGAGAUGUUGCAAUAUAUUCUGCUACUUCUGCUAUCUCAACUAAUAUAUGGAAUACCUAUAAAAAGAGAAAUGUAGAGUUAUAUAAUAAUCUUCAAUUUCAAAUACUGCAGUGUGAAGAGGGAAUCGUGUUUGUUACAGGGAUAAGUGCUAUGAUAUUAUGUCUAGUUGGAGAUGUUAAUGUAGAUCUAGGGAUUAUAAAGACAAAAGCGGAAGUUUUAAAAAGACAUCUCGAAGAACCCUUACAGCAAGUUGCACCUUAUGAAGAUUACCAAAUAUAAGAUUUAAACGGAAAUUGAAAAAAAAACAUAAAUAAAAAUUACCAAUCAACACCGAACAAACAUUUUUCUAUU